Molecule: messenger RNA, 3197 nt
Organism: Panonychus citri (citrus red mite)
Lineage: Eukaryota; Metazoa; Arthropoda; Arachnida; Trombidiformes; Tetranychidae
Exons: 5
Coding region: 626-2140 (504 amino acids)
Source: RefSeq, a predicted model, not a curated record
UGUAAAAGAAAGUAUAACUGAAUAGAUUCCAUAAUAUGACCGCCGGUGAAGGUUCAAUUCAAUAUUCACCAUCAAAGGAAAGGAAAACUUCUGGUUGCUCAGAAAAAUCUUCAUCUCGAAGUACCAAUUCAAAGGUGCAUCGUGACUCAACUGAUUCCAAUGUUAAUUUAAAUACUAAUUGUGAAGAUGAUGAUUAUUUCAUCAAUAAUCUUGUUCUUGCAAGAGAAUUAGCAUUUAUUGUAGGAACUGCAUGUUCAGUUGAUCGUCCAUUAUCAUCUUCUCCCUCUUCUUCCAAAUCAAGUUCAUCACUCGUAUAAAUCAACAAAAAACAUCUAUGGGGAUAAAUAACUUGAGUUAAUUUUUUGUUUCAGUUAAAUAAAUAAAAAAGAAUCUUUUUAAAAGAAUUGUCAUAAAACAGAGCCGCUAUUUUGUAUCUUGAGUCGAUUGUAUCGAAAAUAUAUCGGGCAGAAUAAGGAGCCGAAAAUAUGAUAAACAGCGAAGAAAAGUUUUACCUAAAAGAUUUCGCUUAUUGGAAGUCGGAGUAACAAAACAACAACAAGUUAUUUUUCCUUGUAGCAAAUUUUUUUAUUGGUUCUUAUAAUUCAUCUGAACAACCUUUUCCAACAUGAAUUCUCAAUCUAAUGAUAUGAAAGAAAUGUUCAAUGGUGUGAAAUGUGUCAAACUUGAAGACAAUUCGAUGUGCUCAUCCAAUUCAUUCAAUCAAACACAAAACCAAUCAUCCAACCAGUAUCAAGAUCUGGCCACGGAAUUGAAGACUGAGUUUACCGUGAAAGGUGAAAAUCUGAUCCAAAUGCCAUCGUUUAAGGAAAUGACAAUUCGAAAACCAAAUGAUCGUCAAUUUGUUCAAUUUAAAGAUUAUUUUUCCCGAAUUGAACCUGAAUCGAAACCAGAAAAUCUUCUUCUGUCUAUCAACAUGAAUCGAGACUUUAACGAGCCUGAGUGGACUUUACAUCAAAUUUAUUCAACGUACGAGAUUCUGGUAUUCGGAACUAAAUUACCAGGAGGAUCAAAACCUCGCUUAGAUAAAAAAAUAAAAAGAGCUGAAACAGAAAUCGAUAAGUUUUUAUACGAUCUCCAAUUUCAACUGAAGACAGAGAACAUGGAGAGUCAAUGUCAACUUUACUUCUCAAUCGAUUAUUCAUUUAUUCGCAAGCCUACUAGUUUCGAAUUGGGUCUUUUUAAGCUUUAUUAUGGCACUAAAUGUUAUUUCCCGAAAGAAUUAUUGUUUGAGCAUUUGAACAAUCAUGUGCUCUAUGACGAGCAACAAUGGACUAUGGCUGAAAUUUUUGCAACUCUCGAGAUUCUGGUAAUGGGAACUAGAAUGUCACAGGAAAACAAAGUUCGCUUAACUGAAGAACAGAAAAGAGCGCAAAUGAAUAUCAAAGAAUUCAACCAAAAUUAUCCUCAUCAGUUUUCACAACAGCAAACAUUUCAAUCAUCCAACCAGUAUCAAGAUCAGGCCACGGAAUUGAAGACUGAGUUUACCAUGAAAACUGAAAAUCCGAUCCAAAUGCCAUCGUUUAAGGAAAUGACAAUUCGAAAACCAAAUGAUCGUCAAAUUGUUCAAUUUAAAGAUUAUUUUUCCCGAAUUGAACCUGAAGCGGCACCAGAAAAUCUUCUUCUGUCUAUCAACAUGAAUCGAGACUUUAACGAGCCUGAGUGGACGUUACUUCAACUUUAUUCAACUUACGAGAUUUUGGUGAUGGGAAUUAACUUGUUGAGAAGUUCAAAUACUUGUUUGAUUGCAAAACAAAAAAGAGCACAAAAAGAGAUCGAUUAUUUUCGCAAAAGUCUACAAUCUCAACCACUGACAGAAUUCAUGGAUAGUAAAUGCCAACUUUUCUCCUCAAUCGAUAAUAUACAUAUUCGUAAACCCUCGCUUCCAGAAUUAAGCAAUUUUACUAUAUACUUUGGCAGAAAUUAUGCUUAUCCAAUCGAAAAAUUGCUCCAAGAUUUGAAUAGCUGGAACGACGAAGAGCCCAAGUGGACUAUGGCUGAAGUGUUUACCACUUAUGAGAUGCUGGUAAUGGGAACAUUGAUGUCACGAAAAGUUCGAAUAACUAAAGAACAGAAAAGAGCACAAAUAGAUGUCAAUAAUUCAUUGAAAAUUCUUUAUUAAAUGUCCAAAACAUGGUGAAAUGAAUAAGGUUGAAUAAAAUGUUUCUUUUUUAUAAAGUUACUCAAUGUUGAUAACACGAUAGAAUUAGGAAUUAAUCAAUCUUCAAUUAUCUUUAUCCUUCCACCAGGUAAGUUGUGAAUCAACGUGAAGAAAGUAAAACUCAAUAAAACACAAUUUGUUUGCCUUAUUUCUUGUAGUAAAUUAUCAUUAGUGAGAGAGCUUUCAUCUUCAUUGUUCUCUCUCUCUCUCUCUUUUUCUCCCUCUCACUCCAAUGUCUUCAUCUUCUUAAUCAAUCCCUUAACUCGACUAUUAAUUUAACAAUUAACAGUAAUUAGGUUCUUUGCCAUCUCUCUUUUUCCUUUCACUUUUUGUCUCUUGGUUUUCAUUCACAUUUUGAGACACAUUUUCUUUGGUUAACUGAUUCUCAACAUGGUGAUAAUCUUCAUCAUGGAAUCAGUCACAUGAAACACUGAGAAAAAUUGAAUUUUCUCAUGUAAGUUAUGGUAAAGACACAGUUAACGUUACUUUUUUCUGUUGGUUUACUAAUUGUUGAAUGUUGAUUGAUGAACAAUUUUGAUCAAUUUAGUUUCGUUGAAAGUGUAACACUAUUUAUCUUUCAGUUUAAGGUCAAGAUGAUGAGGUGAGUUAAUUGUAGAUGGUUAAAAUUAAAUUGUUUCUAAUAUAUUUUCGCAUAGUACAAAAAAAUCAGGUAAAUUGUUGUUACUCUCACUUAAUUCACUUUACCUUAACCCGGCUUGGUUUGAAUGAAGCCAGGGAAAUGAUGAUAAGUAAAAACCUUGACAAUUUUUGUUGAUAAAAAGGUUUGGGUUAUAGACUUUCUCACUCAAAUAUAUCAGUAUUAUCAUCAUCAUCAUCAUCAUUAUGAGAUGAGUGAGAAUGUAAAACUGGGAGUAUAAGAGAGAGAAGGCUAAUCGACAAGUGCAUGCGAAUAGCUGUAAAAGAAAGUAUAACUGAAUAGAUUCCAUAAUAUGACCGCCGGUGAAGGUUCAAUUCAAUAUUCACCAUCAAAGGAAAGGAAAACUUCUGGUUGCUCAGA